Ziziphus jujuba (common jujube) is the source of this 1249-nucleotide messenger RNA. RefSeq names its product auxin-induced protein 22D. Gene Ontology annotation, biological process: regulation of DNA-templated transcription. The record is from RefSeq and is a predicted model, not a curated record. Gene Ontology annotation, cellular component: nucleus. The transcript is spliced from 4 exons. The coding region runs from base 209 to 790 and encodes 193 amino acids. Gene Ontology annotation, molecular function: protein binding. NCBI's taxonomy places the organism in Eukaryota, Viridiplantae, Streptophyta, Magnoliopsida, Rosales, Rhamnaceae.
CCCCUUAUAUUAUUCAUUCCCCUAUAAAAGUUUUCUAGGGCUUUCAUUUUUUCUCAUCACCAUCACAAAAUUUGAAUCAACUUUCUCAUUGAGGAAUAUACAAGAAUCCCAGAGAAAAUAAAUUAUCAAGUUUUUGGUAUCAUAUUUUUGUUCAAGCUUUAGCGAGGGAAAAAAAAAAAAAAAAUGGAAAGAUCUUCUGUGAGUUUUCAUGGGGAUGAAUCUUAACUUGAAGGCAACCGAGCUGAGAUUGGGAUUGCCUGGAAGCGAAGAGCAUGAGAAACAAUUACCUUCUAGUACAUCUAGGUCCAACAAGAGAGCUUCUCCUGAGGUAUCCGAGGAUUCCCGGACGUCUAAUGGCAAAUCAAGCUUAUUGGGUUCUAGAAACUGUGUCCGGGACGAUGCCCCUCCUACCAAAACACAAGUUGUUGGGUGGCCACCAAUUCAAUCUUACCGGAAAAACAAUAUGCAAGUGAAGAGGGAUGAGGGUGACAACGGUGGAGUGUACGUGAAAGUAAGCGUUGAUGGAGCUCCUUAUCUAAGGAAGAUUGAUCUUAAGGUUUACAAGAGCUACCCUGAGCUCCUCAAGGCCUUGGAGACUAUGUUCAAGCUCACCAUUGGCAAUUAUUGUGAAAGAGAAGGCUACAAUGGAUCUGAUUAUGCUCCUACCUAUGAAGACAAAGAUGGAGACUGGAUGCUAGUUGGAGAUGUUCCAUGGGAAAUGUUUGUUUGCUCUUGCAAAAGGCUGAGAAUCAUGAAAGGAUCUGAAGCUAGAGGAUUAAGCUGCCUAUAGGUUAUUCCCACAAAGCAAACAUGUCUAAAGGAAGAGGAGCUUCCUAGGCUGGGAAUCUCCAAGAAAGAAUUUUCUCUGAAGCUUGUGAUACACAAAUUAUUUCCAUCUUCGUUUUUGUCAUUCAUGGAUAGCUUGAAGUUGAGCCCCAUUCGUAUUUUGCUUUUUAAUCACUCGGAAAAGCGAUACCGGCAUGUAGGGGGGGGAAAAAAAAUUUAAGUAAAAGAAAAGGAAAAAGAAAGUUGAGAUCAAUUGUACAGAGAGGUUAAAGUUGCUAAUUUUUUUUGUCUUAACAAAAUGUUGGUGUAACAAUAAUAUAUUAAUUAAUACAAAAAUGCUAAAUGUACAAAAAAAAAAAAAAAAAAAAACCUUUGUACAUGCGCUACGUUGAUCUAAAAUGUGAUGAAUUAUGAAUAUACUUGUAUCGAAUAGAAAUGUUCUAUGUAGUUUCUCUUGCUAUUU